UGUUACGCGAUUUGACAGCAUGUGUUUUGCUCGCAGGAAUUAAAAGGGUCGUAAAAGGGUAGCCGACUAUUCUUUAUAGAUAAAUAUAUUUUUCGCAAUAUUUAUUUGCGACGAUCGAGAAACAGAAUCCUUCCCGGGUCCCCUUCGGCUUACUAACGAAGUUUUCGAUUUGGAACAGUUUGUUCGUAUAAAGCUAAAGAGCACUAGCACGAGCCAUCAAAAUGUCCGAUCCGGUAGCCCGUCCCAUGAAGUUCCCGUACACCUUCUCGGCGAAGCUGGCACAGUUCCCGGUGCAGCACUACUUCAAGAACCAGUGGAUCUGGCGUUACUACUUCAUCGCGUUCGGCGUGUCCAUCCCGCUGUUCUACAAGAUUCACAAGCUAGCCAACUCACCGGCCAACCAAGCCAAAUGGGCGGAAUCGAAACGAAAGGAACACGCAGAGCAUCACUAAUGUGUAGGGUGUGAAUCCAAGCAAAGAUGCGUCUAUGGUAACUAGCAUCCUUUUAGUAAUGUCGUCCUGGACAGCAGACGUAUCAGGUGUAAAAAUAGCGCAUGAUGGAUCGGAUAAUAAAUUGCGGGGGAUUGUAUGAAGCA
Molecule: messenger RNA, 595 nt
Organism: Anopheles darlingi
Lineage: Eukaryota; Metazoa; Arthropoda; Insecta; Diptera; Culicidae
Exons: 3
Coding region: 222-452 (76 amino acids)
Source: RefSeq, a predicted model, not a curated record